UAACUAACUACCAUUCAACGUACUGCCGUUUAUAUAUACAAACUUGAACAAAAUAUCAUGUAAUGUCUCUCAUCUCCUACCAGCACCAACCAUCUUCCUAGAUCCUGAAUCCUACUUCUCCCUCUGUCUCUCACCCUCUUUCUCACUCUCAGCCAUGGAUGCCUCAUGGGAACGAAGUGUUGCAGACGCUAUCAACACCAUUUACCUACUAUUCUCAGCUUAUUUGGUGUUUAUGAUGCAACUUGGUUUUGCCAUGUUAUGUGCUGGCUCAGUCAGGGCCAAGAAUGCCAUGAACAUUAUGCUCACUAAUGUUGUUGAUGCAGUUGUUGGUAGCAUCUCUUAUUACCUUUUUGGCUUUGCUUUUGCAUUUGGUGUUGCCUCCAGUUCUAACCCUUUCAUCGGUACAUGUUACUUUGCUCUCAAAGAUAUUCCAAACACUACUUACGACUAUAGUUUUUUCCUUUACCAAUGGGCUUUUGCUAUAGCAGUCGCUGGAAUCACUAGUGGUUCAAUUGCUGAGCGAACCCAAUUCAGUGCUUACCUUGUUUUCUCGUUUUUCCUUACUGGGUUUGUUUAUCCAGUUGUGGCUCAUUGGGUUUGGUCAUCCAGUGGUUGGCUAAGUCCUAAUUCAAGCGAGUUGUUAUUUGGGUCCGGUGCCAUUGAUUUUGCUGGCAGUGGUGUGGUUCAUUUGGUGGGUGCCAUUGCUGGGCUUUGGGGCUCUCUCAUAGAAGGCCCUCGGGUGGGUCGGUUCGAUGCAUUUGGAAAGCCUAUGCCAAUGCGUGGCCAUAAUGCAACAUUAGUGGUACUCGGCACAUUCUUGUUGUGGUUUGGAUGGUUUGGGUUUAACCCCGGCUCGUUCGAUAAGAUUCUCAUACCCUAUCCCGAUGCAACCGAUCAAGGUAACUGGACUGCCGUUGGCCGGACUGCAGUGACAACCACAUUGGCCGGUUCAACAGCAGGAAUCGUUACCCUAUUCGGCCGGAGGUUACUAGUAGGGCAUUGGGAUGCAUUAGAUGUCUGCAAUGGAGUGCUUGGUGGGUUUGUUGCAAUUACUUCAGGAUGUGCAGUUGUUGAGCCAUGGGCAGCAAUUGUUUGUGGGUUUUGUGCUGCUUGGAUACUUAUUGGCCUCAAUAUACUGGCCUUAAAAUUGCAAUUUGAUGACCCAUUGGAGGCAACUCAACUGCAUGGCGGGUGUGGAGCCUGGGGUUUGAUCUUUACUGGGUUGUUUGCUAAAGAGGAGUUCGUGAUUCAAGCUUAUGAAUCAGGUGAGAGCGGUGUUGUAAGGCCUUAUGGGAUUUUAUUGGGCGGGGGUUGGGGUCUGAUUGGAUCACAAGUGAUUGCAGUUCUAGUGAUUGCUUGCUGGGUCAGUGUGACGAUGGGGCCUCUCUUCUAUGCACUUCACAAACUUAGGAUACUGAGGAUAUCAAUUGAUGAGGAAGUUGCAGGCCUCGAUAUCUCUAGUCAUGGUGGCUAUGCCUACAUUCCUCAUUCCGAAGAAAACCAACCUCGCCUUUACGCAGACUAUAUGCAUGUUCAAGCUCAAAAUUACUCGUAAUUCCUUGGCAUUUCCAAACUGGUCAGAUUUCAUUUCAUCUUAAAACACUUGCGCCAUGUUUGAUUUGUUUUGCUAUGAAGAUUAAAAGCGAGUCAGAACAAGCCCCUAGUAAGUGUAAAUGUAUGUACCUAGUUGCCUAUUCAUUUGUAUAUACUUAUCCAAAGACACUCAGUUUCCACAUUCUUUGCUAUGCAACCUUGUUAAUGUAAAUCAAGUACCCUCUUUCAAGCUA
Molecule: messenger RNA, 1787 nt
Organism: Ricinus communis (castor bean)
Lineage: Eukaryota; Viridiplantae; Streptophyta; Magnoliopsida; Malpighiales; Euphorbiaceae
Product: ammonium transporter 1 member 3
Exons: 1
Coding region: 155-1555 (466 amino acids)
Biological process (GO): ammonium homeostasis; ammonium transmembrane transport
Cellular component (GO): membrane
Molecular function (GO): ammonium channel activity
Source: RefSeq, a predicted model, not a curated record